AUGAUUCAGUUAAAGACGAUGCUCAACUGCAUCGACAACUCGGGCGCCGCCCUUGUCGAAUGCGCCCUCGUUGUCGGCCAGAAGCGACACGCCAGAAUAGGUGAUCGCAUUGUCGUUGUCGUCCAGGAACAGCGCGGUUCCUCCUCCUCCGGCAUGGCAGGCAUCUCUGCCGCCGCCAAGGUCAAGCGCGGAGACAUCCGCCACGCCGUCGUCGUCCGAACCAGGUACCCUACCCAGCGCCGCGACGGCACCGUCGUCCGCUUCGACGACAACGCCUGCGUCCUGCUCAACAAGUCGGGCGACCCCGUCGGCACUCGAAUCAACGGCGUUGUGGGCGCAGAGCUGAAGAGGAAGAAGUGGAGCAAGAUCUUGUCCAUGGCACCUAUGCAGGCAUAAGAGGAGGGUAGAAUAAGAGGGUCAUGCUGGAGAGUGAGGGAACAGAAACGGGAUACCAAGAAUGUGGGAGGGUGAUGCUGUCGUCUCCAUAUAUGAGUUGAGACCAUGUACGAUUACGAAAUACUCUCUGAUGGCAUUUGCACGGCGUUUACGAGAUUAGACAAAAAAAAAAAAGAAACAUAUUCAACUGAAAAAAAGUAG
Messenger RNA from Trichoderma asperellum CBS 433.97, 597 nucleotides. RefSeq names its product mitochondrial 54S ribosomal protein uL14m. Lineage: Eukaryota; Fungi; Ascomycota; Sordariomycetes; Hypocreales; Hypocreaceae. Gene Ontology annotation, cellular component: mitochondrial large ribosomal subunit; ribosome. The record is from RefSeq and is a predicted model, not a curated record. Gene Ontology annotation, molecular function: structural constituent of ribosome; large ribosomal subunit rRNA binding. Gene Ontology annotation, biological process: translation.